UGCAGCUUCGGGCCACGUAACACUGACAGUUCAACAAAGAUCGGGGGUCCUCAGAACCAUGGGGUCCCCCAGUCUUCACACCCGUCCGCUCACGACGCACUCGUCGCAACGGAUCACGGGCCCUCAACCAGUUACCUACGAGAAGCAAUACCAACUGCAGCUGGAGCGCGAACAGCAAAUUCGGCUGAUGAUCGAAAAGGAGCAGCGCUUCAUCGAUCAGUUGCGUAGCGAAAUUGCGGUCUCGCCGAACGACAAGAAGAGCGAGAAGUUAGUUAAGGCGGAAAGUAACCUCCAGAAGCUGCACACGAUACUUCAAAAUCACGUUCGAACGCAGAACGAGCAACGCCUCGAUAAUUUAGAUACACCUCCCCCACUACCGAAAAGUCCACCUCCCAACGUCUCCCAUACCUUACCUCCGAAACUUAGUAAGAAACAUUCGCAAAGACUGGCACAGGUGCCUUCUUCACACGGCUUUAUUUUAGAUAACGAAGUGCCUCCUCCCUUACCGAAACGAAAUCGUUCACUCGACGCACAAAAUAACGCUAAGCCUUUGUAUAUCAAUGGAAAGGUGCCUUUAGAUAUAAACGCCAUGUUUCUUUUUCGCGAAGUACCAUCCGAAAACAAUAACGCGGAGCCGUCUCCAAAUUCCGAACUGAUGAUCACUAACUCCCUAUAUUCCGACACGUCCUCCCUUCCGCCGCCACUUCCGCCUCGUCUAUCCAACACUGGAUGUAGUGAUCCCGACGCUGUUAAUUCAAUAAACAAGCAAAUGUCGUACCCACUUGUGGCGACUUGCACAACUCUAGUUAACAACUAUUCUCCAAAUCAUACGCACCAUCGUACAAAGUCGAGUCCGGAUUCUCUUUGCGCGAUAUCGCCCGCCGAGGCGUCACGGCGGUUAAUCGCCUCGGAGAGCAUGAACGAUUUGAGUCGAACGGAAAUUUGGGAGUCGGCGCCGACGCCGCCCGGAACGCCGCCGCCUCCGUAUCCUAGUCCGGUACCCGGUCGAAAGCAGUACAGUAAUCGAAACUCGGCUGAUGACUGUGAUCUUACAUUUGAGGAGAAUAUUAUGGAAACCUCUUUGGGCCUAAUGGGACGAGUAUUGGCCAACAGCUCGCCGAUUCACGCGGCGACCUCCCAAACCGCCCAACAGCCGAUCAUCAGUAUGGAGGACGACGAGAUCUCCGAUCCCGAAGUGGGCCAGUUGGAGGAUCACGGUCCGUUCAAAUCGCUGUCCCGACUCUGGGAACAUACCCCUCACCUAGCUGUGUUCAUGAAUUACGUGUUAUCAAACUCGGAUCCCAGUAGCCUACUAUUUUAUUUAAUCACCGACCUGUACAAAGAGGGCAACGCGAAGGAGAUGCGAAAGUGGGCGUUCGAGAUCCACUCGAGCUUCCUCGUACCGGGCGCCCAUCUCCGCCUGAGCAACGUCGACGAGAAUAUCGCACGCGAAAUCGACGACGUUCUCACGCACGAAUUCGACAAGGAGGAGAUACUGCGUCGAAUAUUCUGGAAGGCGCGCACGAGGGCGAAGGAGGAGCUGACGCGGCAGCUCGCCGACUUUCAGCAGAAGCGCACGGCGGGACUGGGCACGAUUUUUGGUCCUAACGACGCGAUGAUGGCCGAAAUUAGUCAGGAUAAGGCCAAGGAGGUGAAGUUGUACGAAAGUUUACUGUUGGACAAACUCGAUCCGUACCUGGAUGAAUUGGAUCGUGACAACUACGAUCCGCGCCGCUACUUAACGGCGGCCGCUCUCGCGACGGUAAUCACGCGCGUAUUCGGCGUGAGGCCGGCCGGUCACGCCCUAGACCGUUUUCCGACGUUCGUCAACAAGGAGAAGUCAUUUCGUACAAAAUUCAUCGGGAGGUACUCGAGAAAGCUAAUACUGUUAGGACAUCAAUUCGUAGCCCAACCGUACUUCACUGUGAUACCGUGCAACCACUGUCAUCAGAUUAUUUCCGGGAUAGCGCCUCAGGGCUAUCAGUGUGCAGCGUGUCUCAUCAACCUUCAUCGGUUGUGCGUGAAAUUGUACGACGACACGUGCCCUGGCCCGAUCAAUAAGAAGGAUAGGGGUAUUGGAAAGUUGAUGGAUCGAAUACACAGCAGGGAUCAUCGGAGGAAGCCCAGCGCCAACUUCAUUCAAAUGGAGAAAGAGAGAAGGUUGGCAGAGGAGAGAGACGCCGGAUUGGAUUUGGAUAUAUUAGGUAAGUUUCGCCAUUUGAUGAAUUUGUCUGUUGCCUUAUUGUUGAACGUCGCACCAACCAUCCAUGAAAGCGUUGAUUAUUUUUGAAAAAUUUAAAUGAAC
Photinus pyralis (common eastern firefly) is the source of this 2305-nucleotide messenger RNA. RefSeq names its product rho guanine nucleotide exchange factor 12-like. Gene Ontology annotation, biological process: G protein-coupled receptor signaling pathway. The record is from RefSeq and is a predicted model, not a curated record. The transcript is spliced from 11 exons. Bases 59 to 2290 code for a protein of 743 amino acids. Gene Ontology annotation, cellular component: cytoplasm. Lineage: Eukaryota; Metazoa; Arthropoda; Insecta; Coleoptera; Lampyridae. Gene Ontology annotation, molecular function: guanyl-nucleotide exchange factor activity; G protein-coupled receptor binding.